Osmia bicornis bicornis is the source of this 312-nucleotide messenger RNA. RefSeq names its product cytochrome c, testis-specific-like. The transcript is spliced from 2 exons. The record is from RefSeq and is a predicted model, not a curated record. Lineage: Eukaryota; Metazoa; Arthropoda; Insecta; Hymenoptera; Megachilidae. Gene Ontology annotation, molecular function: electron transfer activity; heme binding. The coding region runs from base 1 to 312 and encodes 103 amino acids.
AUGGGAGAUGCAGAGAAUGGAAAGCAGUUAUUUGUGAAAAUGUGUGCUGUCUGUCAUCCUAUUAGUAAAGAUGGAAAGCACAAAGUAGGUCCGAAUCUUCAGGGAAUAAUGGGCAGAACCGCUGGCACUGCUACUGGAUUCAACUACACCGAGUCGAUGAGAACCAAAGGCAUUGUAUGGGACGAGAAGAAUUUAAAUGAAUAUUUAGAGUUCCCUAGGCAAUUCAUUCCAGGCACAAGAAUGGUAUUCAAUGGAAUUAAGAAAGCGAAGGACCGCAGUGAUUUAAUAGCUUACUUAGCAACGUUGAAAUAA